UGCCAUUAGUAGGACGUAUUGAUUCGGCGUCAUUUGGGUUUUCGGCUUUGCGGUGUGAUAUUAUGUAGUGUAUGCUUACGAGAUUAUUAUUUGGUGUGUGGUUAUUAUUUUGUCUGUUCAACGCGUUAUUGUAGAAAGUAGUGCGUAGCAAAUACAACGCGACAAAAUAAAUGUCCAGAAACAUGACUUCAUCCGAGGCCUCGUAUAAUCGCAAGAUAAUUUCCGAAGAUUUGUCGAAUGUGGAAUUCGACACAAGUGAAGAUGUCGAAGUUAUUCCAACGUUUGAUUCCAUGGGCCUUCGUGAUGAGUUGCUUCGUGGUAUUUAUACUUACGGGUUCGAGAAACCAUCCGCUAUUCAACAAAGAAGUAUUAUACCAAUAGUGAAGGGCAGAGAUGUUAUAGCACAGGCUCAAUCUGGUACUGGCAAAACAGCGACAUUCUCCAUAUCUAUACUUCAGUCCCUCGACACAACUCUCCGUGAGACUCAAGUGCUCGUACUGUCUCCCACUCGCGAGUUGGCCACACAGAUCCAAAAAGUAAUCCUUGCUUUGGGAGAUUUCAUGAAUGUACAAUGCCAUGCAUGUAUUGGAGGCACAAACCUUGGGGAAGAUAUUAGAAAGCUAGACUACGGACAACAUGUUGUAUCUGGGACUCCUGGAAGAGUAUUUGAUAUGAUUAGACGGCGUGUACUGAGAACAAGAUCUAUAAAAAUGUUGGUUCUUGAUGAAGCUGAUGAAAUGCUGAACAAGGGAUUCAAAGAGCAGAUAUAUGAUGUCUACCGUUAUCUUCCUCCAGCCACACAAGUUGUUCUAAUAUCUGCCACACUCCCUCAUGAGAUCCUGGAAAUGACAUCCAAGUUCAUGACAGACCCCAUUAGGAUCUUAGUGAAACGUGAUGAAUUGACACUGGAAGGUAUUAAGCAGUUCUUCGUAGCUGUAGAACGUGAGGAGUGGAAGUUUGACACCCUGUGUGAUUUAUAUGACACCCUCACCAUUACCCAGGCAGUUAUCUUCUGCAACACUAAGAGGAAGGUGGACUGGCUCACCCAAAAGAUGCAAGAAGCAAACUUCACAGUGAGCUCUAUGCAUGGAGACAUGCCCCAAAAGGAGAGAGAUAACAUCAUGAAAGAAUUCCGAUCAGGGCAAAGCCGUGUCCUAAUUACAACUGAUGUGUGGGCCCGAGGUAUUGAUGUCCAACAAGUGUCACUAGUCAUCAACUAUGAUCUGCCUAACAACAGAGAGUUGUACAUCCACAGGAUUGGCCGCUCCGGUCGUUUUGGCCGCAAAGGUGUUGCCAUCAAUUUCGUCAAGUCCGAUGACAUCAGGAUUCUAAGAGAUAUCGAACAGUACUAUUCUACACAGAUUGAUGAAAUGCCAAUGAAUGUAGCAGAUUUGAUUUAAAUUGUAUGGAUCUAAACAAGCUACUAUGAAACCUUCAACAUUAUAUGCACAUUGGUGACAGUUAUUUGCAAUAAAUCACAAGUUGAUAUUUGUAAUGUUUAACUUAACAAUAAGUUUUUCUAGAUGUAUGUUGACAUAAUGUCUUAAUAUAAAACUAAAAUGAU
Pectinophora gossypiella (pink bollworm) is the source of this 1564-nucleotide messenger RNA. RefSeq names its product eukaryotic initiation factor 4A-III (gene eIF4AIII). Gene Ontology annotation, cellular component: catalytic step 2 spliceosome; nucleolus. The record is from RefSeq and is a predicted model, not a curated record. NCBI's taxonomy places the organism in Eukaryota, Metazoa, Arthropoda, Insecta, Lepidoptera, Gelechiidae. The coding region runs from base 171 to 1400 and encodes 409 amino acids. The transcript is spliced from 5 exons. Gene Ontology annotation, molecular function: ATP binding; RNA helicase activity; mRNA binding.